UAUCACAAAAAGCUGUUCUUUAAGUACAUUAGCGUUAGACAGAGCGAAACCUUUUCAUUACGAAACAAAUAACAUAAAAAAAAAGCGAGUAUUUUUAAGGAAACUUUUAAGAAGCAUCGUCUCAACUCAAUCAAUAUGGCGCCGCGCAUGAUUUAAAUGUGUGAUGUAAUAGUUACAUCUUAUGAAUUCUUACAUUAAAGAAAAUUUUAGAUUUAGUAAUCCAUUUAAAGUGACAUUUCAAAAUGCCUCUGUCUUUUCCUUGGAGAUCUGCUGUCGGAAAAAUGGUCAUAUGUAAUCUACAACUGUAUCGGGCGUUAUAUUCCGCUCAUGUUAAAAUUCUGAGCUAUUCAUUUUUUCCAGUGCAGCAUCAUCUUACAGACCAUGCAAAGCUUGUACACACAACUAAAGGAUGGAAAGUUAUUGCUGCUACUGGAGAGAAACCGGUUUAUCAAGAAAAAGAACCACUUGCAUGUGAAGAGGGAAAAGGUGCUGUUUUACAUAGUGAUUUAAUAUCUAAACUUCAGAAUUGUAAAUCUGUGUCUUCCCAGAUUCAAACAUUUUGUUCAUUAGUAAGUAUUCCUCCUGAAGAGAUUCAAAACAGAAAGAAUUUUAAGGAGCAUUUGAAUGAAUUAUUUAAGCCUUACUUUCCUCACUGCAAAACUCAUUUGUUUGGUUCUACAAUCAAUGGACUUGGUUUUAAAGGAUGUGAUGUUGAUUUAUGUCUGCAAACAGUUUUUGAUGAUAAGGAUUAUAUUAUUUUGAAAGCUGUGCCAACUUUAGACUCAGUUCUUGAGGGUACAAUACCUCGAGAGGUAGUUGCUUACAUGAAUCCUCCAUACAUGCUUCGUUUUGUACGAAGGAUACUUCGUCGACAUUGUCCUGAUGUUAAAGAACCCAUACUUCUUAUAAAAGCUCGUUGUCCUAUCUUGAGAUUUUAUAAUGCUAAAUAUGAUGUGUUUUGUGAUUUUUCAUGUGAAAAUAAGUUUUCUUUACUUAAUACAAGACUGUUGCACCUUUUACAUCAUUUAGAUGAAAGAUUUGGACCUUUAGCUAAGCUAAUUCGUUAUUGGGGAAAAUAUGGAGGAUUUGUUGGAGAUAUUGAAAGGUUCAAUAGUUAUUCCUUUUCCUUAUUAGUGGUUUAUUUUCUUCAAAAUAUUCAUCUUCCUGUUUUACCUCCUAUUACUGAAAUGAUGGAUAAGUCAGAAUACUUAAGGUCUGGUGAUAUGGAUAAUGAUGAAAUUCUGCAUCAAGAUCUAAAAAAUUUUGAGAGAACAAAAAAUACUCAGUCAGUUGAGGAAUUGCUUAGAGAUUUCUUCUUUUUCUAUAUGAGCUUUGAUUUCUCCAAAGUUAUACAACCAUUAACAGGCUCUUCUUCUAUUCCUCUAACUGAUUUUAUAAAUGAUGCAAGUCAUUCAACAGAAAAAUUUGAACCUGGUACAGUGAGUAUUCAAGAUCCUUUUCGCCAUUCAUUUAAUGCUACAGCAUGUGCCAAUCAUAAGAGCUGCAUAAAAUUUCUUAGUAGUUUGAUAAAAGCUUGCAAAUUGUAUCAAGGUGAAGCUAAAUGGAUACCAAAGAAUGACAACUGGGGUAUCUGUUCUUUGUUUAUACCUCCUGUGUCUGAACGAGAAAUACAAAAAGAAUGGACACAAGAUCGGUUUCACAAAAUUGCAUUGCCUAUAAAGAACCUUGAAGCUAUUUCAAAGGUGAAAGAAAUAAUUCAGUAUGGCUUAUUGUUUGAAUGUACUGACUUCAGAGUCAUAAAUGAAGACUUAACAGCAACAAAUGGAACUUUAAAGACAUUACUCAAAAUGCAUUGUAAAGCUUAUCACAAUACCUGGCAAGGUCGUGAUUGGCACAAAAAAAAGUAUGCAAAUUUGACUACUAAUCUUUUAGAAUUAGAGCAUUCAAUUUCUCUUGAAUUGGCUAAAAAUAAAACUGAAACUCGCCGAAAAAUUCUAUGUGAAUUUCAGUGUGAAUGCAAAAUUAACAAAAAUAAUGAAUCAGUGCUUAUUUUAGAACUCACAUUUAAGGAAGAUAAAUUCCCUCCAAUAGUAGCAAUAUUCCUAAAAGAAUUUAUUCCUCAUAUAUUUUCAAAAGUCAGUGAUCUAGAUUGAUGUAAAUUUUAUUUAAAAUUAUUUAAAUAUGUGUAAAUAUAGUUUCUGUAUGAAAUAAAGACAGUAAUUAAAAAACA
This is a messenger RNA of Stegodyphus dumicola, 2191 nucleotides long. RefSeq names its product speckle targeted PIP5K1A-regulated poly(A) polymerase-like. Gene Ontology annotation, biological process: RNA 3'-end processing. NCBI's taxonomy places the organism in Eukaryota, Metazoa, Arthropoda, Arachnida, Araneae, Eresidae. The record is from RefSeq and is a predicted model, not a curated record. Gene Ontology annotation, molecular function: poly(A) RNA polymerase activity.